This is a messenger RNA of Saxophila tyrrhenica, 1737 nucleotides long. RefSeq lists its product as uncharacterized. The coding region runs from base 1 to 1737 and encodes 578 amino acids. Lineage: Eukaryota; Fungi; Ascomycota; Dothideomycetes; Mycosphaerellales; Extremaceae. Gene Ontology annotation, molecular function: NAD+ poly-ADP-ribosyltransferase activity; NAD+-protein mono-ADP-ribosyltransferase activity. Gene Ontology annotation, biological process: protein poly-ADP-ribosylation; double-strand break repair. The record is from RefSeq and is a predicted model, not a curated record. The transcript has 5 exons. Gene Ontology annotation, cellular component: nucleolus.
AUGCCGCCGAAGAGAGCCAAGAAGAGAGCGGCGUCUCCUGUAGCGGACGACGACGCGCCGCAGAGAAAGCAGCCAAAAAGGGGCGGCAGGGCCAAAGCUAAAGCCGAGCCAAUCGACGAUGACGCCAGCGCCGACAACGCAGAGGCAGAGCAGCAGACAGACAAGAAGUCUUCCAAGCCCGCACCGCAGUUCAAGGAGGCUCAGGUCGCCAAACCUGGGUCUCGUCAAGUUCCACUCGAUGAAGGCUGUCCAACAUCGUACCGAGUCUACGUGGGCGACGAUGGGAUCAUUUACGAUGCCUCGCUGAAUCAAACCAACGCCAGCGGCAACAACAACAAGUUCUACCGCAUUCAGCUCCUUCACAGCAGCAGCACCUACCGGACAUGGACUCGAUGGGGCCGUGUCGGCGAACGCGGCCAGAACGCCAUGCUCGGGAACGGAAGCCUGGAAGAUGCGCUGAAGAACUUCGACAAAAAGUUCAAAGACAAGUCCGGCUUGAAGUGGGACGACCGCCAGGAGAAGCCCAAGCCGAACAAGUACGUCUUUGUGGAACGCAGCUACGACCCUGAAAGUGACAACGACGAUGAGCCGGCCGCAAAGGGUGGCGCUGAACGCAACGGCUACUCCCCACCCAAGUGCACGUUGGACUCGCCGGUCAAAUCACUCAUGGAGCUCAUCUUCAACCAGGAGUACUUCGAAGCCACCAUGGCAGCUCUGAACUACGACUCGGAGAAGUUACCACUCGGCAAGCUCAGCAAGCCCACGAUCAGUCGCGGAUAUCAGGCGCUUAAGGAGCUCGCUGAUCUUCUUGACGACUCUUCGAAAGCUGGCAACUACGACUUGUCGGUCGCUGAGGCUACAGAGCAUCUGUCCAACCUGUACUACUCAACCAUCCCACACUCGUUCGGCCGCAACCGACCUCCAGUCAUUCGGACCAUGGAGCUGCUGAAGCGGGAGAUUGAGCUGCUGGAGAGCUUGACGGAUCUCAAGGAAGCGGAUGCCAUCAUCAAAGACAAAGGUGACCGCGAUGUUCACCCGCUUGACUCACGCUUCAAGGGUCUGGGGAUGCAGGAGAUGACAGCGCUCGAGCCGGACAGUGCAGAAUUCUCCGGCGUCAGCGAGUAUCUUCUCAAGACGUGUGGGUUCACACAUACGGUCAACUACCAUGUCCUCGACAUCUUCCGUAUACAGCGAGCCGACGAGGAAGACCGCUUCUUGAAAAGUCAAUUCUCGAAGGUGUCAAGUGACCGGAGGCUGUUGUGGCACGGCUCCAGGGCCACCAAUUACGGCGGCAUUCUUGGGCAGGGGUUGCGUAUUGCUCCGCCUGAGGCGCCUCUCAGUGGGUACAUGUUCGAUAAGGGCAUUUAUCUCGCAGACAUGUCGUCGAAGUCUGCCAACUACUGCGUUCCUGGGAUCUCUGGAGGCCAUGCCCUGUUACUACUCUGUGAGGCCGAGCUCGGCGAUCCGAUGCAAGUGCUCGACAAUGCACAAUAUGAUGCAGGUACGACGGCCAAGGAGAAGGGACUGCAUUCGACGUGGGGUCGAGGCCAGACAGCGCCAAAGGCCUGGAAGGAUGCGAAAUGCUUGCACCGGUCGCUUGCAGGCGUGAAGAUGCCCGAUACCACCGAGAAGCCCGACGACACCGGCGCUUUGGGCGCUUAUCUUCAGUACAACGAGUACAUCUGCUACGAUGUUGCUCAAGUCCGCUUGCGCUACCUGCUCCGCGUUCGCAUGUGA